This is a messenger RNA of Brugia pahangi, 771 nucleotides long. The record is from the annotation of a GenBank genome assembly. Lineage: Eukaryota; Metazoa; Nematoda; Chromadorea; Rhabditida; Onchocercidae.
AUGCAACAAAUAUCGAAAUCACUUAACAAUGACAGUCUGAUGGAGCGACACAAUCACCGCCAACGAGGCAAACUGAAUUAUUCACGUAGUUCACUUCAAACCUGCUCACAGCCAGAAACUUUAUCAGGUCGCGAUUUAAUGCGAAAUAGGAGUAGUAGUUUAAAUUUGACCGCUACUCAAUUAUUAUUGGUACGUAAAACUUGGUCUCAUGCAAGAAAUCAAGGUGCACUGGAACCGGCAUUAAGUAUUUUCCGGAAUAGUUUCUAUAAAUGCGGCGAGAUUCGAUCGUUGAUCAUGGAUGGAUCUAAAAAUAUGGGUUAUGAACGAUUGAAGAAACAUGCGAAAAGUUUCACUGAUAUUAUGGAUCGUUUGAUAACUGGACUGGAAGCAAAAGAAAUUAUAAUUGAAGAAUUACGAAAAGCUGGACGAGCACAUCUCUGUUUACUUCGUGAUAACUGCACCAAAUUUGACAAUAAAAGUAAUACACAAUUAAUUGGCUGUCCAUUUCGUCUAAUUCAUUUCGAUCAUUUCGCAUCAGCAAUGAUUGAACGAACAUUAGAAUGGGGUGAAAAAAAGGAUCGGAAUAAGACAACACAAACCGGAUGGACAAAAAUUGUUUUAUUCAUUGUGGAACAACUUCGGGAAGGUUAUCAGGAUGCAAUCCGGGAAGAAAGAAGAGAACGGCAAAAAAGAACCGUAACACAGUUAAGAAAGUUAAAUAUGAUGAAUGUCACAUUAGGCAAUGACAAACAAACCGUGAUUGAUAAUUGA